ACAAAGACGUUACCAAUCUAAGUUUUGCCACCAUUAUUGCCCAACCCCACACCAUCCAUUCAUCCACAACACAAAAAUCAAUCCUCUUGUUUCUUAUAAAAAUUCAUUCAAUACAAAACCAUCAAAAACCAAAAAAAAAUCUCAAACCCAAAAAACAAUCAUGGAAUCAGAAACACCAACAAAAGCCAGUGUAGUGAAAUCACUGAUGAAAGUGAAGCAAGAUUCCGGCAAAACAUUCAGUCAAAUAGCUCAAGAAACCGGUUUGACUAACGUCUAUGUUGCUCAGCUUUUAAGGCGUCAAGCCCAUUUGAAACCCGAUACUGCCCUUAAAUUACGGGCAACACUCCCUGGUUUGACCGAUGCCCAUAUUAAUCAUAUGAUGCAACCCCCCCUAAGAUCUUAUGAUCCUUCCAUUAUACAAGACCCCACUGUCUAUCGGUUGAAUGAAGCGGUUAUGCAUUUUGGUGAGAGCAUUAAGGAGAUCAUCAAUGAAGAAUAUGGUGAUGGCAUAAUGUCAGCUAUAGACUUUUUCUGCUCUGUGGACAAAGUGCAAGGUGUGGAUGGGAAAGAUCGUGUCGUAGUGACGUUUGAUGGGAAGUAUUUGCCACAUACGGAACACAAAGUGGAGAAUAUGGUUUCAAGAUUGAAGCCGCAGAAAGAAUAAGAAUGAAGUUCCUUCAAGUUAGACCCAAGUGGUUAUUAAAUUUCAUUGAUCUUCACCAGAUUGUCUUUUAUAUAUGCUUUUGGAUGUUUAGAUGUAAUUUGCAUCAAUAAUGGUUUAGUAACCAAUGUUCUUGGGUUGAUUGUCUUCGGUAUGUGAUGGCUGAUAUUUGACAUGCAUAUAGAUUAUCUGUUCAAAUCAAAGAAUUCAUAUAAACGUCAAAAUUUUAUCA
Messenger RNA from Erigeron canadensis, 893 nucleotides. Its product is annotated as cyanate hydratase. The coding region runs from base 161 to 664 and encodes 167 amino acids. The record is from RefSeq and is a predicted model, not a curated record. Gene Ontology annotation, molecular function: cyanate hydratase activity; DNA binding. The transcript is spliced from 4 exons. Lineage: Eukaryota; Viridiplantae; Streptophyta; Magnoliopsida; Asterales; Asteraceae.